AUGAUUGCUGUUCACGGAGGCGUAGGAUUUCGUGUGGAUCGCGCCCUAAGCACUGCUUGUGCCGAAGCCCUCCGUGAUGUCGAAUGUGAUGUCGUAUCUGCUGUUUCGUGCCUUGAAGACGAUCCUUCGUUCAAUUGUGGUCUUGGCUCGAAUCCAACCAUGGAAGGGACCACGGAGUGUGAGGCUGGCUUUAUGUCAUCCGAAGGAUUCCGCUUUGGAGCAGUAGGAGCAGUGUCGCGCUUGCAGAAUCCUUGUCAAGUUGCAAGAGCAGUGGCACUCACCAAAUCGUGCGAAGGCCUCAUCUCUCCGAUGGUUCUAGUAGGACCAAGAGCAGAGGACUGGGCACAAAGACAAGGCUUUCCUUUGUGUGACAGCAGUACCUUAUGCACUGAAAACACCCACCAAAUGUGGGUGAAAGCACGAAAGGCUCUUGAGAAGAGGGGAUCAAUAGCAGAAUCUAGGAUGGACACCGUUGGUGCUGUUUCUGUCAUUGAUGGCGUGGUAGAGGCGUGCACGUCCAGUGGGGGAGUUAUACUGAAGACGCCAGGUCGCUUGGGUCACUGCACUAUAUUUGGGAGCGGUAUGUGGGCAGAAAGACGCAAAAAUAGGUCUAUUGGCGUGAGUGUCAGCGGAUGCGGUGAGGCCCUCACAAGAGCCGACUUUUGUAGAUCGCUUGCGAAGAAACUGCUAGAUAGGAGUGAAGACGAGCUUCCAUCUGCAAUUGUUCACUCGUUUCUUGAAUCUGACUAUGUGAAUUCCGCAAUGAUGGCAACCAUAACACGUGAUCGAUUGUGUGCUGGGGGACUAGUACUCCUUCAAGAAGACGAUCACUGUGAACUGAUUGUGUUCCAUAAUACGCCAGUGUUUCCAUUUGCUUAUCGACAAGGAUCAGCUGUACGGAAACGUUUAUCGGAACUACCAAAAAGCUCACAGAUCUUGGUUGAUUCCUACUCAUGUUGA
Messenger RNA from Necator americanus (New World hookworm), 960 nucleotides. RefSeq lists its product as uncharacterized. NCBI's taxonomy places the organism in Eukaryota, Metazoa, Nematoda, Chromadorea, Rhabditida, Ancylostomatidae. The coding region runs from base 1 to 960 and encodes 319 amino acids. Gene Ontology annotation, molecular function: beta-aspartyl-peptidase activity; asparaginase activity; threonine-type endopeptidase activity. The record is from RefSeq and is a predicted model, not a curated record. Gene Ontology annotation, cellular component: cytoplasm. The transcript has 8 exons. Gene Ontology annotation, biological process: protein maturation.